This is a messenger RNA of Nerophis lumbriciformis (worm pipefish), 695 nucleotides long. Its product is annotated as death-associated protein-like 1 homolog. Gene Ontology annotation, biological process: cellular response to amino acid starvation; apoptotic signaling pathway; negative regulation of autophagy. NCBI's taxonomy places the organism in Eukaryota, Metazoa, Chordata, Actinopteri, Syngnathiformes, Syngnathidae. The record is from RefSeq and is a predicted model, not a curated record. Gene Ontology annotation, molecular function: death domain binding.
UGUGGCAGCAUGACGUCAGCUCAAGUUGGAGCAUAAAAAGUGCGAGCUGACUGCCAGAAGAUCACAUUAAAAAGAACAACACUUUGAGGGGGGAAAAGAUGGUGCAACAAGGCACCAAGAGUGACUUUAAAGACGGCCGUCUGCUCAAAGCUGGACAUCCUCCUGCAGUGAAAGCUGGAGGUAAACGUGUGGCCAAGAAAAGCUUGGAGGAGGCCAGCACACAUGGGACUCCAGAGAAACCUCCAAGGAGGUCUGAUAAAUCCAGGCCUGGGUCCAGUGUUAACAGGAUGCAACAAGUUGGUCUCCUUCUGUCAGGACCUCUUGACAAGUUGAGCCAUGACUUCCCAGAGACGCCAGUGAGCGUGAGGCACAGCAAACUGCGGCCCGCUGUGGAGAAGCUUCACUCUCCUCGGACCUUCAUAAUCCAGCAGCCCAGGAAGUACUAGAGGAUGGAAGUCCAUGUUUAAAGAUGCUUGACAUAGCUCUCGGGCUUGUAGAUAAGCUUAACUGCUUUCUUCUUCAUCUGGUUACACUUUAGAGGAUACUAACCAUGUUCCCUGUAGCAUAGUGACUUAACAUGUUUACCCCAUCUAUAUUUAGCCUUCUUUUGAUCUGUAAUGUGAAUUUCCUUCAUUGAAACAUCUUUUGUACGGCUUGGCACUUCAUACAAUAAAUAAAAACAAUUGUAUAACUUA